Eucalyptus grandis is the source of this 1710-nucleotide messenger RNA. Its product is annotated as transcription repressor OFP3. NCBI's taxonomy places the organism in Eukaryota, Viridiplantae, Streptophyta, Magnoliopsida, Myrtales, Myrtaceae. Bases 288 to 1559 code for a protein of 423 amino acids. The record is from RefSeq and is a predicted model, not a curated record. The transcript has a single exon. Gene Ontology annotation, molecular function: DNA binding. Gene Ontology annotation, biological process: negative regulation of DNA-templated transcription.
GAAAAAUUCGAACUUCCACGUUAAACUUUAGUAAUUAUUUUUAUCAUACUUAGUCCUACCCACUCCCCCCAAUUCAUCUUCUUCACCCCUUUAUUUAUCCUCUCUCUUCAGUCCUCACUGGGCUACACCCGCACAGAACAGACACAGGAAAAGCUCAGCAUCGCAUUCGCAUUCACAUUCCUCAGCCUCUUCUGCACAUAACACAAAAGAAACUUAAAGUUCUUGAGAGAGAAAGAGGGAGAGAUAGAGAGAGAGAGAGAGAGAGAGAGUGAGAGAGGGAGAAGGAGAUGGGGAAUUACAGGUUCAGAUUGUCAGACAUGAUCCCCAAUUCCUGGCUGCACAAGCUCAAGGACAUGAACAGAACCAGGUCAUCAAGAACUCAUCACCAUCAUCAGCAGCAGCAGCUUUCUCCUCCUCCUCCUCCUCCUCCUCCUCCGGUCAAGAAGAAGCAGCCGCCCUCCUCCGCCACGCCGCCGCGCUCCUCCAGCUCGACUUCGAACCCGCUUCCGGACCACCCCCAGUUCCAUCCCAGGAAGUCCUACCACUUCGCCAGAGACACCCCCUCCCCACUUCCCCAGCCCCCGAGGAAAUCGGCCAGGCAGCGGCGGCCCCCGCGCCGGCCCCACCGCCGCUCGUCCCCGCGGGUCGUCGCCUCCUCCGUCUCCGCCGGCUGCAGCUGCCGCGCCACCGCCACGCUCGACUCGUUCUGGGGCAAGCCCGAGCCCGUCCUCGAGUGCUCCGCUUCUCCUCCGUCAGACACCUCCACCGCCUCCGACUCGGAGGAGCUGCUCCCAGUAUCCGAUGAUCUGCCCCGGCUGAGCCCCGACGAGCCGCCGUGCGGCGGCGGCGGGGGGGCCGUCGCGCACCGGUCGUUCGAUCAGAUGGUGUCCUGGUCCAGCUCUUCGUGCCGGUGCAGAGUACUCGACUCUGACGAGGCGACUGACGGGAAGCAAGCGAAGAGCCCAGAUGGGUGCGAGUCAGUGUCGACAGAGAUCGAGCUUCCUCCGAUACUGACAAAGCCUGCGAACUUCAGCGACAUGGUCGAGAAUCUGAAGAACAGAGAGACCCGCGAGCCGACCAGGAGCCGGACGGCCUCGCAGCUCUCGGUCAGAGUCGUGAAGGCGGAGCACGUCACGGUGCAGGAGCACGGCAAGGCCAGGCGGUCGUUCUCCGUGAGCUCGCCGGGGGUGAAGGUGAGGAUCAACUCCCCGAGGCUAGCGAGCGCCAAGCGGGGUCAGAGCCAGAGCCAGAGCCAGAGCGCUCAGCACCCCCGCCCCGGCCGGAAGAGCGUGUCGUCGCCGUCGCCGUCGGCGGCGGCGGGGAGGAGGAGGCGGAGCGUGUCGGACAGCUUCGCCGUCAUGAAGGCGUCGGUCGAUCCGCAGAGGGACUUCAGGGACUCGAUGAUGGAGAUGAUCGUGGAGAACGACAUCAGGGCCUCCAAGGACCUGGAGGAGCUUCUGGCUUCCUACCUGUCGCUGAACUCGGACGAGUAUCACGACCUCAUCAUCAAGGUCUUCAAGCAAAUCUGGUUCGACCUGAAUUGCACUCGCUUGAAGUGAACUUUCUUCUUAUUGGAUUCAAAUAGCGACGGCGACGGCGACGGCGACGGCUCUUGUAUACGUUUGACUCAUUUUAACCUAAUGUCUAUUUCUAAUAUCCUCAGUAUAUACCAGUCCUCUUCUAAUAAAAGCUCACAUUGCUUAUAGAGAA